AUGUCGCCUUCGCUCGAGCGAGGCAAUUCGGCCAUACCUACAGCGUUCUACAGCGCAUCCCCCGCAGCGACGCCGCAAGCAGAUCCACUGACCAACUUGCUCUGGGGCGACGCUGCCUCUCUACGACUGCCGGGCGCAUCCUCCGGCGAGACGACAAACGCUGUACUUGCACCGUUAGACCAGCCCGUACCCCGCUAUGGCCGCACAGACUCGACAGAGAUCAAUCUGGCCAAUGCUGGCGUAGACGACUUGGCCAGACCUUUCGACGGGAUGGUCAUGAGAAGCAGCACAUCCACGCCCGUCUCCGCGAUACUCAACCAAGCCUCGUCGUCUCACGCUCAAGUGACGGCAUCAGCUCGUCAGACAGCGAUUGAGGAUGCACAGUCAGCUGACUCGUCUGUGCCCAAUUCACCCAUGCCGUCGCUAUCGGGCCAACCUGAGCAUAGUUCCUCGAGGAAUAGCAGCAGAUCACAUCAUCCCCAUCUCCCGGUAGACUUUGAGCAUGGCUUCGGUGUCCAAGGCAACCCAGGUGGCGACUGCAAGAGACUCUGCUUGCGCCAUCAGCGUAUGGUCGACGGCGGUCUGAUGGGAGGGCUGCAAAAGAGUAUCGAGGAUCUACCAUUAGGCGACCAAGAAGCAGUCAACUCGGUCUGGUCGCUCUUCUCGUCCAGUUCCGGCUCACGACGUACUCUCAUCCUGCGGGGCCUGUUGACCAUCUGCUGUCCGUCUCAGCUUUCCUUUCUAUCAGAGCAGCUCAAAGCCGAAUGCCGCCUAGACCCCUUCUCGCUCUUGCCGCGCGAGAUUUGCUUACGCGCCUUGGGCUAUCUGGAUGCCAUCUCACUCGGUCGAGCGGCUCAAGUGAGCAAGGUCUGGAAGUCGCUGGCGGAUGACGAUAUACUAUGGCGCAACAUGUGCGAGCAGCAUAUCGAGAAGAAAUGCGAAAAGUGUGGAUGGGGCUUACCGCUCAUGGAACGUCGCAAGAAAGCAAAGCGAGGGUCUCGUUCGCUCGCUAUGGGCGAAUCGCCGUCCUCGGCCAGCGGCACCACAUCUCCUGCUGAUGAAGCGCACGAUCACGAGCAUGUCCAUCUACCCGGUGCCAGUCAUAUGGAGAGACCACACAAGCGCAACAGACUCGAACAAGAUGCUAGCACCGAAGAGAAGCGGACACGCAGAACACGGCCAUGGAAGACCGUCUACUGCGAGCGUCUGGUCAUUGAGCGCAACUGGCGACGUGGCGUACCGACGGUCAAAGUCUUACAAGGACACGCAGAUGCGGUUACGUGCUUGCAAGUCGAAGAGAACCUACCGCAUCCUUCCUUCCCGAUCCUUAUGACUGGCUCUUGGGAUCGAACGGUCCGCAUUUGGAAUCUCGAGACAGAGAAGACGAUUGGUGUUCUGAUCGGCCACACUCGAGGCGUCAGAGCUCUACAGUUCGAUUCUGCGAAGCUGAUCACCGGCAGCAUGGACCACACCCUCAAGAUCUGGUCUUGGCGUACUGGCGAGGUCAUUCGUACGCUAGAGGGCCAUCGCGAUGCCGUCAUCAGUCUGCAUUACGACGAUAAGCUGCUUGUGUCCGGCAGUGCAGACUCGACGAUCAAAGUGUGGGAUUUCAGCAGUGCAGAGUGCUUCACUCUUCGUGGUCAUCGCGAAUGGGUCAACGCAGUAAGGAUCUGGUCACCCACGAGCAAUCCUGCCACCAAGGUGGAGGACAUGAUCUCCUCGACCGGCAGUCUGGCGAGCCUGUCCACACCGCCAGAAGAUCCACUCAAGCUGCUCUUCUCUGCCUCGGAUGAUGGUACCUGUCGAGUCUGGGAUCUCAGCAAGCGCGAGUGUCUCCGCGUGCUCGAGGGACACGUCGCUCAGGUCCAGUCUCUGCGCGUCAUCAGUAUCGAUCAGGCCGUUCUCGCCAAUCUCACCGGUCGUUCUUCGAUGGACUCUCGUCUUCGCGAAGUCGACAUAUCUGGCAAUGACGCGACUUGUGCUUCAGCUGCUCAUCGCAUCGAUGCGCUAGCCAACGGUCAAGCUUUGCGUCACAUGUCCAAUUUGCGCUCACCUGUGAAUGCCGCCAUGCUGCCUCAUAUCGAAUUUGGCAGUGGACUUAUACCUCUCUUGCUGUCCGGCUCACUCGACAACACCAUCAAGCUCUGGGAUGUCGCCGAAUCGACUUGUGCCAAGACGUUGUUCGGUCAUGUCGAAGGGGUUUGGUCGGUCGAUAUGGACAAAUUGCGCGUCGUCUCUGCUUCUCACGAUCGGACCAUCAAAGUCUGGGAUCGCCAAUCCGGCAAGUGCGAGCGCACACUGACAGGACACCGUGGCGCUGUGACUUGUAUCAGUCUGCUGGACGAUAAGAUCAUUACAGGAGGCGACGAUGCUGCUGUACAUGUCUGGCUGAUGGGCUCGCCUUUCAACCCAGAGCACUCGUCUGUGUCUACAUAA
This is a messenger RNA of Mixia osmundae IAM 14324, 2436 nucleotides long. RefSeq lists its product as uncharacterized. Lineage: Eukaryota; Fungi; Basidiomycota; Mixiomycetes; Mixiales; Mixiaceae. The coding region runs from base 1 to 2436 and encodes 811 amino acids. The record is from RefSeq and is a predicted model, not a curated record. The transcript has 3 exons. Gene Ontology annotation, molecular function: protein binding.